Messenger RNA from Aspergillus saccharolyticus JOP 1030-1, 415 nucleotides. Its product is annotated as RmlC-like cupin. NCBI's taxonomy places the organism in Eukaryota, Fungi, Ascomycota, Eurotiomycetes, Eurotiales, Aspergillaceae. The transcript is spliced from 4 exons. The record is from RefSeq and is a predicted model, not a curated record. The coding region runs from base 1 to 387 and encodes 128 amino acids.
AUGAGUCACUCAGUCCAUGUCACCAGAUCAUCCGAGUUGGACGCAGCUACCGGAGGCCAGACGGCCGGAAUGGUCCGUAAAGGCGCAAUCAUCGGCAAGUCCGACAAGAUUUGUUCCUUGGUGAUGUGCGCUGAGCCCCAUACCUCGUCGGCGGUUCACCACCACGGCGACCAGGAUACCAUUGUUUAUGCUGCCAAAGGCCACGGAUCCAUCAUCUUUGAUGGUGGGAGGGAGCGCAAGGACCUCGAGCCGGGGGACUUUGCCCUGAUUCCUGCGUAUACGGAACAUCAGGAGGCCAACCACUCAGACGAACCGGUGGAAUGGGUGAUUGUGCGAACGGGAGGGACACCAACUACGGUCAAUCUGGAGGGCUGGGGCGCAAAAUAGGAUGCCAGUGUCAAUUCUUUAGUCCGUG